Triplophysa dalaica is the source of this 1463-nucleotide messenger RNA. RefSeq names its product family with sequence similarity 210 member B (gene mims2). The record is from RefSeq and is a predicted model, not a curated record. The transcript has 3 exons. The coding region runs from base 94 to 858 and encodes 254 amino acids. Gene Ontology annotation, cellular component: mitochondrion. NCBI's taxonomy places the organism in Eukaryota, Metazoa, Chordata, Actinopteri, Cypriniformes, Nemacheilidae.
CAUUGGUGGAGGCGUGAACUGAUCUCGGAUCAGAUUGUCCACACUAAACAGUGGUCACGAAUAGUCACCGUAACUGCAUUUGACGUCGGCACGAUGUUCCGCUGUCGGACCUCGAGCGUUUCCGCGGCGUCGUUGUUGCGCGUCGACUUCACCGUUUACUCGACCGGGGCCGGCGGCACGACGCGCGCGUUACGUCAUCUUCGCGCGGUGCGAUGCACCUCUGUUUACCGGAGACUACCUGACUGCAAAGCCGCCGUCUCAUGCCGGUCCUGUUACAUCACACUCGUCGGUUGCGAACGGGCUGCUCCGUGCACGUCGCUUUUUGACACGCCGCACGUUUUAAACGUGACGCAGAAACGCGACUUUGGUGACUGGACGCACAGGGACCACCGACGCGUCUGUGAGGUGAUUGAACCUUUUCCAUCUGCUCGACAAAUGCGAGGCGCGUCCACGACGCCGGAGAAAACGCAGGAACGCGCCGCUGGCGUUGAAGCGGAGCCUCUUUCUUCAGGGUCUGAUGAAAAGCCCAGCAAGGCGCAACAGCUCAGGAAAGUGUUUAAGGAAUAUGGAGCGGUCGGGGUCUCAUUCCACAUUGGAAUCUCUCUUAUGUCUCUGGGAAUAUUUUACAGUGCUGUCUCCAGCGGGGUAGACAUGACCUCUGUGUUGUGUAAGCUGGGCUUCAGUGAAUCCCUGGUGCAGUCGAAGAUGGCCGCAGGCACCAGCACGUUUCUUUUAGCGUACGCCGUCCACAAACUGUUCGCUCCAGUCCGCAUGAGCAUCACUCUGGUGUCUGUACCGCUGAUCGUGCGACACCUCAGGAGAACGGGUCUCUUCAAGCCUCGAACAUCAGCUCCAUAAACACACAGCUAAAGACUCCAGAAACGGAUAAGCUUCUCUCUCGACACGUAUGGGUCAGAAAAUGCACAGUGUAACGACUGACACAUUCAUAAGCUAAAAUCAUAUAAAUUUAUUUAAACAUUUGAUUUGUAUCAUAAUUUUAUUCACUACACUUAUUUCCCAUCAGUCCAUUCUCAAGAAUCAUUUGGAUACAGAUCAGAAGGUUGUGGCUCACUAUAGUAAUCUAUAAAUUGUUUGCUUCAACUUUUUUCUGAGCUGUGAAUACAAACGUAAAAAUAUAUAUGUGUACCUGUUUACAUGAGCAAGUGUCGCAGGGAAGCUAUGUGGAAUUCAAAAUGGAGAUGUGCCUCUUCUGUUUUUCUCAAGAAUGAUUUCAAAUUUUCAAUCCUUGUAUGAAGUUUGAAUAUUUUAUUAAUUGUUAUAUUUUGUAAAUGUUAAUCAAGCCGGUAAUGAAGAGUUUUGAUGUGUUUGUCUUAUUGUAAGACACGACUUUCUGGAUAUUUGAUGGCAGCAGUGCAUUGUAUAGACUGUUAUAUAAAAUACUUAAUAUUGUAACAAUAUUAUAUUUGAAAUUUAAUUAUUCAAUAAAAUACGUGCCCUGUGAA